CCAGCUCCUCCUACUCGAUAAGCUAGCCAGCUAGCUGUAGCUGCCGCUGUGAGGACGACUAGAAACCCGGUUGGGUUUUUUCAACACUGAACAUUAAGGCUCUGCUGGAUGAGACUUCACCUCAGAAAACACAAGAAACGGUCUUCACAGGACGCUUCUGCGCUGGAUAUCACGUCGCAAUGGCCAGCUAGCGAGCAGGCAGAAGCUAGCUGAGGCUAGCUCCAGGAGCUCCGGCGAACAGCAUCUAUAACUCGGCUUUUUUGCCCUUUUCAAGACGCGUUUUCGAGCCAUGCCAUCUUUGCUUUAACCGAGCUUGGAUUGAAACUAGCGGGUCAUGCUGAGAGAAGAGCGGUGUUUCCUCCGCGCCUAGCCGGGCAGCAGCAGCUUGGUGCGGCCCAGACGAAGUGGCCUGUAUCGGGGUUUGGUGAUCGGAGGAUGGCAUUUCACGGCGCAGGCCGGCAGACGGUGUGUGGCGACUUGUUUCCGGGCUCCGAGUUGGGCCACAAGUAUUUCUGUGUCAACUCCUCCUGCGGAGCCCCCUCCACGGGCCUCAGCGCCACACCGUGCCUGACCGGACCCACUGCCCCGGCCGGGACACCCCGACACCCGACAGCUCUCGGAGGGAGCACCGGCGGCGGAGCUGCGGUGCCUCAGCCUUACAGCAACCCGGCCAGCGAGGUGCCCAGCCCUGCAGAGAUGGAGCCGGACCGCCCCAUCGGUUAUGGCGCAUUUGGUGUUGUCUGGUCGGUUACGGAUCCACGUGACGGUCGAAAGGUGGCUUUGAAGAAGAUGCCUAAUGUCUUCCAGAACCUGGUCUCCUGUAAGAGGGUCUUCAGAGAGCUGAGGAUGCUGUGCUUCUUCAAACAUGACAAUGUGUUGUCAGCUCUGGAUAUUUUACAGCCUCCACAGAUCGAUUGCUUUGAGGAAAUCUACGUGAUAACAGAACUGAUGCAGAGCGACCUCCACAAAGUGAUCGUGUCUCCUCAGCCUCUCACCACCGACCACAUCAAGGUCUUCCUCUAUCAGAUCCUCCGAGGUUUGAAGUACCUGCACUCUGCUGGGAUUCUGCACAGAGACAUCAAACCUGGAAACCUGCUGGUCAACAGCAACUGCCUGCUGAAGAUUUGUGAUUUCGGCUUGGCGCGAGUGGAGGAGCCGGACCCGUCGCGUCACAUGACCCAGGAGGUGGUGACGCAGUACUACCGAGCGCCCGAGGUGCUGAUGGGCUGCCGGCACUACGGCUCGGCCAUCGACGUCUGGUCAGUGGGCUGCAUCUUCGCAGAGCUGCUGGGACGACGCAUCCUCUUCCAGGCUCAGAGCCCCAUUCAGCAGCUGGAUCUGAUCACAGACCUGCUGGGAACUCCUCCUCUGUCGGCGCUGUCGUCGGCCUGCGAAGGAGCCAGAGCCCACAUCCUGAGGGGGCCGCACAAACCACCGUCGCUGUCGGUGCUCUACAUGCUGUCUGACGGAGCCACACACGAGGCGGUGCACCUGCUCUGUCGGAUGCUGGUCUUUGAUCCGGCGAAGAGGAUCUCCGGCAGCGACGCUCUCUCCCACCCGUACCUGGAUGAAGGGCGUCUGCGCUACCACACCUGCAUGUGUCAGUGCUGCUACUCCGUUCCCAGCGGCCGAGUUUACACCCGGGACUUUGAGCCGGUAGCCGAGCGGCCGUUUAGCCACAGCUACGAGAACAGCCUGCUGUCUGUGUGGCAGGGGAAAGAGUUAAUCCAUCGCUUCAUCACGGAGCACCAGCAGGGCAAACGAGUGCCGCUGUGCAUCAACCCUCAGAGUGCUGCCUUCAAGACCUUCAUCAGGUCCACCGCGUGGCACUCCUCCAAGGUGUCCAGGAAGGAGGAGAGAUGAACGGUUCUCCUCUCUCCGCCUCGAGGAGCAACAGCAGUUUUGAGAAAGGAUUUCAUCGGCCGUCUGAAAAUACCGAAGAGAUUAGGUCAUUUUUUUUAUUUUUUGUUUUUGUUUUGUUUUUGUUUUGGAUCAUCCGGCGAGAUGCGGAGGGGAAACAACGCAUCCGACCUCCUUCUGAAAACCCUCAUUGUUUUUAUUUUUCUCUCCUCCACAAGUGAAAUCCUACAAGUUUCCCGAAUAUCAAAACUACCGCUUAACUCUUGAAAAGACCCAAACGGCUGAUGCUCAAGGCGUUUUCGGUGCUGAUUUAAAAAAAACACAAAAAAACCACAAAAAAAACCAACAAAAUGCUGCUGAAGUGCUUGAGGAGGAAACUUUAGGAAGAGGAACUGAACUCGGUACUAGAUUGGAUUUUCCAUCUAUGUUAGUAGAGACAUUUAAGGAAUAAUGGUUUUAAUUGUUUGGUAGAAUUGUUGCUUAGUUGAUUUUUGAAGUCAUUCCAGCCCUGUGCAAUAUGGUUUAAUUUUAAAAAAAAAAGCGGUGAACACACCGGGGGAACACAACACACUGAGCGUGCUCUCUUUGCCAACCGGUUUCUCAACAGCUUCAUCAUUAACCGCCAAACACCGCCAAGGUUUUCCUCUUUGUUUUUAGAUGCAUUUGAACACAUCACUCACUGUGUUUCCGUCGCUCGGUGUCUCGCACGCCGAACGUGGCGACAAUAAUGCAAUUUAUCAGAUGUAGCAGGUUUCAACGUUCCAUAUACAGUUGAUGUUGUUGUUGUUUUUUUUUUUUUUCUUCUCCUGGCUUCUUUAACCUCGUGGUGAGUGAGUUUAAAAAAUGUCAGAUCCCGGAUCAGUGUUGUUUUGACCACUCUAACCUCUUUUCAGAAAAAUCACAUUCAGCAGGAGAGAAUGCUGGGAAAUAAGAGAGAGAGAGAGUUUAAUGGGCCGUGUCUAGAUGGUAACCUUUAGAUUCGGGCGACAACCACCUCACUCCUCAUGCCUGAAACCUAACCGACCUAACCAAUGAAGGCAACGAGUACUAGCCAACCAGAGGCAGGGAGUAAGGAAGGCGGGUCUUCCCAGACUACCAUCUAGACACGACCAGUUUAACCAGUAAAGAAAGCCGUCAUUCACAAAACUUUUUUUUUUUUUUUUUGAAAUUUGACAGGAAAUGUCAGUGUUCAAGUCGUCAUGAAAUGGUGUUCAGCAGAGAAGGAAAGAUGCCAAAACCACAAAUAUUUGGCAGCUUUUUUCUUCCCGUUUCAAACACAUCUCGUGUUCUCGCCCCCCCAAAAAAAAAAUUCCCCGAGUGUUUUUAUUUUCCUGCUGACCUCCUCGGCCUCGACUUUUUUGUCCCACCAGCGGAGAGAGAAAGAGGAAGUGACGGUGUGUUUUUUUUUUGUUUUUUUGUUUUGUUUGUUUUUAAAUUUCUUAAUUUAUUGAGUGUUUGUUGAAGAGUGUGUGUGUGUGUCUCCACCUAAUGAUUUGUGUUGAAAGCGAGCCCUCUGUGCGUCCGUGGCGGUCUUGGUUACCUCAAACCCUGGAGGAGGGUCAAAAAAAAAAAAACAAACCGAACUGAAGGCUGAGGACUCCGGGGGUGCACGCGGGACAUGUGCAUAUCUAUAAACUGAAACCCUCCCGUAACGUACUGCAACUUUAACGUCAUUCCUCCAGAUUCAUUGACUUCUUUUACCUCGUGCUCGCUCCUCGUCUCUCACCCCCCCGCAGCUCAGAAUCAGCGUGAGGGGUUUGAGAGAACGGGAUGUUGUCGGUGAAAUGCUGCUGUUUUUUUUUUUUUGUUUUUGUUUUUUGGUUUAUUUGUCUGUUACUUUUCUUUGGUUUGUUGUUUUGGUUCCUGUUCAGUUUAAGGCUCAGGUGUCCAAUUUGUAGACUAUGAACUGUAUAAACCUACAUACAUAUAUAUAUAAAUAAGGAUGCAUCAGUAUUGAUCUUGGUUUGUAUCAUCAGGACGAUGACUCAGCUAAAAUCAGUAAAUAACAGAGUCCGAAUCGACACGUCAAGAGUGUCGGCUCUCUGUGGCGGCAAACUGGCAGAUAAAGUCAAACAUUUUAAUGCUGUAGUCAAGCUAAUUAGCAUCAUUUACACUUAGUAAAAUGUUAAGUGACCACACUGGUGGCUUCGCAUGUUUUACGCCUUAACUACAAACUUUACAGUUUACCAAACCAUCCUGGAAGCAAGAGACUUGAAACUUCCUGCAGAUUGAUGAUCCUUUAAACUAGAAACUAUGGCUGCAACUAGACAUUAUUUUUUAUAAUUGAUUUACUAAUUUUGUCUAAAAAAAAACAACAACAAAAAAACACUCAAGUUAAAAUCGUAAGCCUCCUGUUGUCUGUGGACUUUUGUCCUCUCGGGU
Thunnus maccoyii (southern bluefin tuna) is the source of this 4242-nucleotide messenger RNA. RefSeq names its product nemo-like kinase, type 1 (gene nlk1). Bases 436 to 1863 code for a protein of 475 amino acids. Gene Ontology annotation, cellular component: cytoplasm; nucleus. The record is from RefSeq and is a predicted model, not a curated record. NCBI's taxonomy places the organism in Eukaryota, Metazoa, Chordata, Actinopteri, Scombriformes, Scombridae. Gene Ontology annotation, biological process: protein phosphorylation; intracellular signal transduction. Gene Ontology annotation, molecular function: MAP kinase activity; ATP binding. The transcript has 12 exons.